Danaus plexippus (monarch butterfly) is the source of this 4321-nucleotide messenger RNA. RefSeq lists its product as uncharacterized. Lineage: Eukaryota; Metazoa; Arthropoda; Insecta; Lepidoptera; Nymphalidae. Gene Ontology annotation, molecular function: calcium ion binding. The transcript has 19 exons. The record is from RefSeq and is a predicted model, not a curated record. Bases 337 to 3828 code for a protein of 1163 amino acids.
GAAAGUGUUGCGCGCAUGUUCUCGACUAAAAUGACUGUUAUUUCCGAAUUUAAAAUUAAUUUAACUACUUUUUAUAUCUUGUGAAUUAUAUUAAAUACAAAAUUAUAAUUAGCACGCAUCAAAAUUAUUGUGUUAAUGAUUUACAGUGAAUAAACGGAACUCGUGUCAGUGUGUGGUGAAAGUUUCGUGUAGGUAAUAAGUUAAUAGUGCGUUGUCUUUUCGCGAAAUUCAAAACAGUUUCCAACAGCUGAUCUUCGUUAGUGACGACAUAUGUAAGCCAGGAGUUGGAACUGAUGUGAGUGUGCUGGGAUGGACCGCAGUUGACUUUGAAACAAAAUGGCCGAGAGAAGAUGGCGGAUGGGUCUCGGCGCGCUGUUCGCCAUUUUAAUACAAGUCAUUAAUGGUUACGAAGAGACCUUCACUAUAUCACAACUAACACCGAAAUCAGUUCUAGCUGAGGGUCCUCACGACGUACUCCUACAAACGAGUCAUGUAGAAAACGUAGGAUUUAAAUUAGAACCAAGUGCCAAAUAUGACGACAUCGAUGUUGAACCAGAUGAUAUAUUAAGUGAUUUGGAGACCGAGAACCAUGUCAUAGUUGAGAGAUCAGUCGAACCGAGCAGAGGUUCCAGAUCCAUUAACGAUCAGGAUGUACCAUCGUCGAAUAACAACGAAAUUGACAACGAAUUAGAAAUACACAACAAGAGGAGGUACUAUGAUAUCAUACCAACGAAAACUCUCGAUUACGUUAGGGAUGAUGAGGGUAUGCUCAUGUCCUCCGGUUUCGGGGACAAGUUAGAAUUUAAAUUUCCGGGGGAAGGGAAGAGGGCUCCGAAGGGGCGUGCACUAGCUCCUACGGGGCCCAAAAUCAGGCCUACUGCGGUGCAACCACAACUGUUCUCAACAGAUACCCUUAAAGACCAGGGGAGACAGAACAGUGAAAUACAGAAUAUAAUUACCGGUAUCGUAAAGUUGUUAAAUGGGAACGUCAAUGUGCAGGCCAACACGCAGUUACUAAACGGUCGUCCAAGACCUAUGGCGUCCAGGAUAAAUAACCGUGGACCACCAGAUUUCGACGAACCUCUAACACCACCGCCGCUCGCUUAUCAUCCAACAAAAAUACCCCCACCUUACCCCUUUGAUAGGCCUAUCGGUGUUAAUUUAGCUGAUCGACUCCCACCGAUCAGUAAUCGUCCAGGGUUUCAUAGACCCAUGCCUCCGUGGCAGCGAAGACCUAGACCUCCGAAUUCCAAUCGGAGACCUAACCCAAACCUUCCCGUUUAUAAGCCAACACUGAUCCCCCCACCGGAUAUGACGUAUAUAAACGACAAAGAAGACGAGAGUUACAACGAAAAUGAAUCUCAUUUUGACAUUCCAAACCACGAGGAUAACAUUCCGUUCAUAACGCUACCGGAUACAACUACUGAGAUAAGAAAUGUGACAGAGGAAAUUCCAACUACCACCGACACUACGACAUCUACAACAGCGUCAACUACUUCUAGGACGACAACUACCACAAGUACUACGACAACUACAACAACUACGACAACACCGAAAACAACGACCGAGUUGACCACCGAGAAGACUACUACAGAAAAGGUCAAGAUCGAAAAGCCUGUCAAAGCAGACAAAGAAAAAAAGAAAGACCAAUUAGGUCCCGAUAAGUUAAAAGACAAAAUCAAAGUCACAGAAGAUAAACCGACAGAGAGGCCCAUCAAGAAUGAUGCCAUCACACAGGUGGCUAUAGAACCCUCAGUCAGCGAGAGUCCGACGCCAGUUACACAGUCCACUUCCUCUCCGACCCCUACCGAGGGGUUGAUGACGCACGCGCCGACAGUCAGCGAAACCACGAAGAUACAAAAUAUAGAAACCUCCUCCAUCAACUCUCAGCCGUUACCAACAUCCCAAGGUAUCCCGUACAAGCCGUAUCCCCGGCCAGGGAUAGUUCUAGACGACACAGAUUUCAAGCCCCACAAGUCCAGACACAGGCCUGACGCGUCCGUCAUCACAGCCGACAGACUGCCGGGGUACGGGGAGAUAUUUGACGUGACAGUCUCCGCUAUACAGGGCCCAGGGGAAAAAGCUGGACCAGUGAACAUACAGACGCAUGUACACCACGGGUCGCAGUACGCGGACGAUAUAAUAGUGUCAGGGUCCGGGCAGCACAGCUUUGUCUCCAUAGACGGCAAGAGGACCUACCUGAACCUCUUCGACACCGGCAGCAUCACGCCCACCAGCGUGCAGCCGGCCCCACAGACCAGCCUCCCGAAGACCCACGUCCCGUCGUUGGGGACGGGGGUGGCGAUACCAGCCGAUGAUGUACCGGCUCCGCCGGCACCUCCCCCGAGGAGGCGACCCCAGACACCCUAUAGGAGACCCCAGCCGACUGUACGCAUAGACACAUGCAUCGUGGGCGACGACUCCACCUGCGACCAGAGCCAGAACGAGAGGUGCAGGACGGAGGCUGGUGUGUCCAGCUGCCAGUGCCGCGCGGGCACGGCUCGCCGCGUGCGCCACUCGCCCUGCCGCCGCGCCGUGUCGCUGUCGGUGUCGCUGAGGGUGGACCGCCUCUACGACCGCCAGAUCUCGUGGGACGAGAAGCUGUCUGACAAGGAGUCGGAGCCGUACCAGCAGUUGAGCUACGAAGCUGUCAAAGCGAUCGACUCCGCGUUCUCUAUGACUCCGUUCUCCGAUGACUUCGUGAGCGGUUCAGUGGACUCCAUCGUGCGAGGUGGCCCGCAGCACCCGGGGGUGUACGUUAACUUCACCGUAUUGCUGUCCGAGACCCCCGAGACCGUCCGUCCGUCCGUUGCGGGUGACAUCCAUCAGCACCUGGUGGGUGUCAUCCGCCGCCGGUCCAACAACGUGGGUGCUUCCGCCCUGUGGGUGACGCCCGAGGGCAGCGUGAUAAAUGUCCGAGAUGUAGACGAGUGCUCGUCCCCUGACCUCAACGACUGUCACACACUGGCGACCUGCACCAACACCUGGGGGGCUUUCAAAUGCACGUGUCCCAACACGACCCUGGACCCCGCGCCGGUGGCCAGCCGGGCGGGCCGCGAGUGCCGCUCGUGCGCCGCCUCGCACUGCAGCGACCGGGGGCUCUGCCACUACAACAACGGACAGCCUUACUGCACGUGUUCGUCUGGUUACUACGGCUCCACUUGUGAGAUGGACGGCGAGGUCAUAGGAGUCUCCGUGGGGGCUUCGCUGGCGGCCGCCCUCGUCAUAGCCAUCACACUGGCGGCCCUGCUCAGCUGGAGUCGCAAGUGGUCCCGGGAACAGAAAGCCCUCGGCAUGGGCUCGCCCGUGUUCAGCUUCAUGGCGGCCAACACCAUCAAGACCCCGCCCGUGGGCCAGCCGCCCUACCAGGUCACCCUGGAGGAGAGGAUGAGGUGGGCGCAGAUAGCUGAGGCUAUGGUGCAGGCGAACCAUUAUGCGGGCGAUCCUUCUCAGUCCGUGGCCACCCGACCCUCAUCAGCUAUGUUCGGUUACCCGACCCUGCCUCCGGUGCCACUGCCAAGGAUGGGCAUGCAUGGAGUUCACACGGGAACUCUCAACACCAUGACGUCACGGGCUAACACAGCCUCACACAUAUACGGUUACACAAAUCACCUGGCAUCCGAGUCCAGCUCGGAGGCGUCCAGUCACGUGCAGGAGAGAGCCGACCUUCUGGUGCCCAGGCCCAAGUCACGAGCCAGGAGUAUGCAUAAUCAGACGGGCAUCUACUAUGAUGUGGAAUAUGAGAACGCUGAACCCAUAUACGGAACCAAAGGCAUCCCGCUGUCCACCUACACCGUCAGCAGGGGACCGACCUUCUACAGACAAUAAACAUCACUAUAUACUAUAAUAAUUGACAUUUGUAUAGGAAAUGAGAUAUUUAUACAUCAUGAAAACUCUCCGAUGAUUCAAGCAAGCAUUGUUCAUAGAGAAUACUACUAAGCAUUAAACAUUAUAGGUCCGUCCGAAUGUACAUAAGACUGCAUUUAAAAUGUUACAAUUUUAUUCAUAUUUAGUAUGUAGCUAAGAUAUAUAUGUAAAUGUAAAUGUAUAUAUGAUUCAUAUAUUUUAAAUGAAUUGCAUUUAUAUGGAUGGAUGAAAUAAUGGAGAUAAAUUAAUUAUUGAAGCAAAUAUAUUGAAAUAAAAAUAGGUAUUUUUUAUCACAUUUUUAGUUUAUACGUAUAUAUAUAUUGAAUGUUUUAGUCGUUUUGCAAUUUUCGCAUAUUGCAUGUUGCAAGUAAUCUUGACAUGUUUCUGUUUAGUGUUAAGCGUUGUAAGGUUUUAUCGAACAUGAACUACAUCGAAAUAAAUUUAUUUACUUUUG